AUGUUCAAUUCCAAAACUGGAGUUGAAGAGAACCCUCCUCAACCACCCCCAACAACAACAACACGAGUGCGAUCACCAUUGGAUUCACUCUCUACUGAACCCUCUGCUCUCCUCCUCGGAUCAAUGGCAAGCAGAGAUAACCUCUCUUCCGAGUCAUCCCAAUGCUGUUCACCGUCAUCAUUAUCAUCAUCAUACAUCAUCUCUACAACACCACCACCGAGCUCUUCUUCGCUUCCUGGAACUAUCAGUGUUUUCCCGAGUGUUUGUAGUGAACAUCAGGAGGAUGAUCCUCUUGAUCCACUUCGACAACAACAAAUAAGGAAGAAUAGAUCCAGGACGAAUAGUAUCAGUUUUGUUCCACCAUCAUCAUCGGAGUUUCUAAACAGCACUCAUAUGAGUGUUAUGCAACAUUCUCUUCGUUCAUCAGCAAAAACAACACCAAACUCAUCACUAGCCCUUAAUCUCUCCAUCGUGGAUCCAAACCUCUUUUUGAAUCAAAAUUAUCCUUCUCCUCGUUCCUCAUGCUCGAGUAGAGCCUCCUCGCCAUCGACGACCACUUCCUCUGCCAUGAGUAUUCGUACAUUGUUGGAAGAUGUAACCACAUGCGUCGACACGGAUGCAAUCCCACUCAAUGUACAUGCUGCAAAACGAGUGGACAAUUUGGUAGAAGAUCAUCAAUUCUACCACACACAACAACUUGCAACCGCAAGACUUUCUACUCCUCCUUCUCUUCUUUCUCAUGCAAGUGGAACAACACAACCCUUCACUUCAAACGAUAUUGAAUCCGUGUCGACUCAUCAUCAUUCCAAUUCAGCAAGCACCAUGAACGGUUCAUCAUCCUCCUCCUCAAUUUAUUCUGAUACUCCUGCUCUUCAUUUAAGUUGUGGUUCGGUCAACCCAACCUCGACACGCCAUUCACAUGAUGAAUCAUCACUAACGACAACCAGCAACACUAAUCAUAGUUUUACCUCGUUAUUGGAAAAACUAGUUUUGUACACGGCAACCAUAUUUUCUUCCUUACUUCCACCCAAAAUGUUAUCUUUGCUGAGAGAAGAGUCACAAUCUCCUUCUUCUCCAGAAGUUCACUCAGAAAACAGAAUGCAAAGUCUUCAAGAUGAUGAAUCACUUAUUAUCAAAUUCAAGUCAAGACAUGAAGAGCUUGCGAAAAAUAAUCCCAAAUUAAUGAUUUGUAUUGCUGUGCUUUUAUUGUAUAUGACAUAUUUCUUUAUAGAUCCAACAACUCACAGUUAUGUAAUAUUUUGGCUUGGAUUUGUGGUAGAAAUGAGCAUGAAUAUCACUGUUGACCACAUAUUAUGCACAACACAAACAAGGUCUAUUUUCAAGCUGGAAUUAAUUAAUAUGUGUCGAAUGUUUUUUUCAUUUGCUGCUCGAUUGUUGGUUCAGCUGUAUUAUGGGCCUUUUUUUCCUUUCUGGAUUUUGCAAUCAUUCCCAAUUAUAAUCGUUGUCAACAUUUUUUACUACAGACGAGAAUUCUCAAUUAUUAAUGUAGCCAUUAACAUGGUGGGCACAUGCGUUUCAAUGCAUGUUGCUGCAUUAUGGGAGUUUCAAAAAACAAACGACGAGUUCAUAUUUUAUGCAACUAAAACUAAAAUCUUAGAGACGAUGGGGUUGCAGUUUAUUCUUUUUGCAACGUCUUAUCAGUUUUCUUACAUGAUGGAAAGACAAGGAGAUGAGAAUACGAAAAAACAAUUAGAAAUUCUCAAGCAACAAAUUGUGAACACCUCAAAAACGAAGUUUAUUGGGAAGCUGUCACAUGAAGCCAGAAAUCCACUUCAGGGUAUUCUCUCAUCUGUACAGUUAUUACAGAAUGAGAUAAAUACCUAUGAAAAUCAAGUAUUCAGCCAAGCUUUGAAAGAAACUCUUGAUGAUAUUUACUAUAAUUCUACACUGUUGCUGCAUAUUUUCUCAACAUCUUUACAACUGACCAAUUUAGAGCUAGGUUCGAUUAAGCUAAAUGAACAAAAAUUCAGUCUACUGGAAUGUCUUGAAAAUAUGGUUUCUGUGUUUUUUAGAGCUGCAGACGAAAAAGGAAUCUCGAUAGGGUCAUGCUAUAAUUUCAAUUCCUUAUCCAAGUAUAAUUUUCUGGGAGAUCAACCAAGAGUGGCUCAAAUAUUGAUGAAUAUUAUUUCUAACGCAGUUAAAUUCACUGAAAAAGGAAUGGUCUUUCUUUCCUGUGACAUUUGUACUAAGAGCGAGUUGAAUCAACUUAAAAUAAGAGAAGAUCCUGAGUACUCAUAUGUCAAGAUUAUUUGCGAAGAUACGGGCAUUGGCAUGUCAAAAAAUACUCAACAAAAUCUUUUCAAAAAGCCAUUCCAUCGAAUUGAUGCAGAUACAGUUAAUUCAGCUAUUCAUGGCAACGUUGAGAAUUUUAACCCCAUCUUUGAACAGUAUUUUGUCAACUCAUUAUCACGUAAUUCCGAUAUUGUAAUAGAUGAUAAAUCUGGUAGCCAGAAUGAAGGCUCAACUAGAGGGUUUGGAAUUAGCAUUUCUAAAAGCUUGCUAGAUUUGAUGGGAGGCAAAAUAUUUGUUUCCUCUGAAUUGGGCCGUGGAACAAAAGUAACUAUUAUCUUACCUCUAAAGAAUUUGCCACUGUCAGAACAAGUAGAUGCAAUUACUUCUGAUUUCGAAUACAAUUCAGACAAUAGAAGUAUUAGCGCCUGCUCAAAAGAGUUGCACGAGGCAGUUCAUUAUUGCAUUCCUGACUUUUACGUGUUAGAUUCCAAUCCACUUACUCCGGUCAUUUUGAAACCUUAUUUAUCAUUUAUUUUUCCAAGCUCAAAAAUUUUAAUUACCGACAAUGCUGAGGAAAUUAAGGACAAACUAACUUCAGAACAAAAGUUUUCGACCAUUAUCUAUAAUCAAGCUGUGUGUGACUCACGUGCGUUCGAGCCAGUCGCCAACGAUUGCGUGUUAAUUCCAAUGAAUAACAGAGGACGAUACACAGAACAUCGGUACUUGUCUCGACCAAUCAGAUUUAAGGACCUGUUGGAAGUUCUUUUAUUCUAUGUGAAAAGCCGCCCAGUGGAGUUGACUUUGAUGAAUACUUUUGAAAAAUCAUCUUCAAACUUAAGCCAAAACGAUGAUGACAUCCCUCAAGAACCAGUUCAAAAAGCUGCUCUUGUUGUUGAAGAUAAUGAUAUCAAUCGAAAAGUACUCGCUAAAAUGUUAAGGGUUAUUGGAUUUAAGAAGGUGGAUUGUUGUGAAAAUGGAUUAGAUGGAGUUGAAAAAUUCAAACAAAAUCAAAAUCAAUAUGGAUUAAUAUUAAUGGAUUUGUUGAUGCCUGUAAUGAAUGGGAAGGAAGCUUGCUGCAUGAUCUCUCAACUCCAAAAUGAUUCAUCAAUUAAAACUCCUGUAAUUGCAGUAACGGCCAAUAUAUGGGAAACAAAAGAACAACUGUUGUCUCAAGGCUUCAGUGAUGUGUUGUACAAGCCGAUUACUCUUGAGAAUUUGAAGAACCGACUAUCUGAAUUUAUACAAUAA
This is a messenger RNA of Naegleria fowleri, 3501 nucleotides long. RefSeq lists its product as uncharacterized. The transcript is spliced from 2 exons. Gene Ontology annotation, molecular function: phosphorelay sensor kinase activity. The record is from RefSeq and is a predicted model, not a curated record. Gene Ontology annotation, biological process: phosphorylation; phosphorelay signal transduction system. Lineage: Eukaryota; Heterolobosea; Eutetramitea; Acrasida; Naegleriidae. The coding region runs from base 1 to 3501 and encodes 1166 amino acids.